GACGGGGAUCAGUCCCUCGACACGGUACAGCGGAGUGCCGGCGAUGGGCCCGUCAGAGAGGACGUGGCCUCUCCGCCGGCCGAUCGUGUUGUAUAUCGUCGACAGCGCAUCCUGGGUGCCUGUCAUCGAGCAUGCGUAUAGGGGCUCCAUGAGUCGUGGCGAGGCCAUCAGGAACGAGCUGUAGCAUGUCCUGCGUGCCGUCGGGAUGAUCUGGCCACCACCGCGGAAGAUGGCUUCCUGCGCGAGCGAGGCGUCCAUGAUGCGGAACUUUGUAUUGCGAAUGGCUAUUCAUAGAUUCUUGGUCAGUGGAAAUAGCCAGACAUGGGUUUGCUGUUUGCAAUCGCCAUUAUCAGGUUGCCCCUGCCGAGCGAAGCCAAACGUAUUUGAGCCCUGGACUCCUCGCCAUCGAAAGUGGGCGGGCCGCAACAACAGUCCACAAUCUCGGGAGGAGUCCGUCCUCUCAGGUAUGUGCAGGAGCAACACAUCCGGCAUUCUCCAGACUCGGCAGCGGCAGGCGUGGCCUGGAGCGGCACGAAUGCUUGGCAUACGGCGAGAGCUGUGCUCUUUCGAGACUGCCUCGAUUGACAUUUGCCGGGAACGUGCCGGAAGCCAGCGCUCGGCCACUCCACCAGACCCUGGUUCUAUCCAAGGACCCUGGACAUCCUUGGUCAUGGGUCCCAGGAGCCUGGCUUCAGGAGGUCUUGGCGGGUUGGGCGAACUCCAGCGGAAAGCCAGGAGGUGGCUGUGGGAAUGGCGGAGCCCACACCGGCAGUUUGACAUCGGGGAUAAGCAAUGCGAAAAGACACAGGCACAACGUGGGGCAGUGAAGCUCGUGCUGCCAUGGAGCGCACGUCAUGCCCCAUGAAGUGAUCCAUGUGUGUAGUAUCGCGAACUGGGACACAAAGAAAGAGGAAUGACUCACGUUCUUCACAGAGGGGACCUUCUCGUGUCGCCCAGCUGAAGCCCUGCCGUAUCGUUUCGCGC
Microdochium trichocladiopsis is the source of this 984-nucleotide messenger RNA. RefSeq lists its product as uncharacterized. The record is from RefSeq and is a predicted model, not a curated record. NCBI's taxonomy places the organism in Eukaryota, Fungi, Ascomycota, Sordariomycetes, Xylariales, Microdochiaceae. The transcript has a single exon. The coding region runs from base 206 to 865 and encodes 219 amino acids.